AUGCUCACGCCCACGGUAGCCCGCCGGUGUGCAGUUCCACCGGCGGCAACCCGCCUCUCAAAUAUCUGGUUCCCGAGCGGCGGGAUUGCCGCUUCCGAGGUCGAAGAUUCUCAUGCAAGGUUGAUUCGUGCCGGCUUCCUUCGCCAGUCGAAUGCUGGCAUGUUCCACUUACUUCCUUUGGGGCACCGGGUGCUACAGAAGAUCGAGAGGAUAGUCGCUCGCCACAUGGAAGAGUCCUUGGGUGCGUCUCAAGUCUCAUUGUCGUCCGUGUCGGCUCGGUCUCUUUGGGAGAGAAGUGGCCGUUUCAACACUGUCGAAUCUGAGCUAUUCAGGUUUUCCGACCGCAAAGGCGUGCCGUACUUGUUGGCCCCUACACAUGAGGAGGAAAUCACGUCCUUGGUGGCUGGAUCAGUCCGGUCGCAUAAGGAACUUCCUCUCCGACUGUACCAAAUUACGCGCAAGUACCGAGAUGAAUUUCGUCCACGUCAUGGCCUCCUUCGUGGGCGAGAGUUCGUUAUGAAAGACCUGUACACCUUUGACAGCACGGCUGAGGCCGCGAUAAAGACGUACGACAAAGUACGUGCCGCUUAUGACCAGAUUUUCGCCGACAUGAAACUGCCAGUCCUAUCAGCAAAGGCUCAUUCUGGCGACAUGGGGGGGGAUCUAAGCCAUGAGUACCAUCUCCCGACGAGCAUUGGGGAGGAUCGUGUCAUCAACUGCAACACCUGCAAUUACAUCGCCAACGAGGAGGUCGUCGACAAAGCAGUAUCCGAAGAGCCUGAGCUCGACGUACCUGUUGGGGUCUGGCGAGGUAUCACCAAAGACCGAAGGAGGUUGGUCAACGUGUGGUACCCCAAGCGAAAAGGGCGAGUGGACGGUGGUGAAACACGCGAAUAUACAGACCGGGAUAUUGACCUGUCUGUGGUGAAAUCCAUCGUACCUGACAUUGACACCGCGGUAGAGGACGCCCUGCCGUUCUGGUCAGGCGCUUUGGCUGGCCAGACAAGAAACACAAUUAAAGUGGUCCAUAUUAUUGAUGGCCACCUGUCGUUUUCGGUGGCUGGGGGCUUGGAGAGCUCCCUCACCAUUCCCCCAGCCUGGCCCUCGGCAUUGACGCCACCGGAUAUGCCCCUGGAGGUUUCUUAUCAUCGUGCGGCCCGCCCUGGAACUGAGAAGCUCAGUCUUCUACGAACCCGUACCGGCGAUAAAUGCCCCAAAUGCCCCUCGGGGACCUUGACGGUGGAAAAGGCUAUGGAGCUGGGGCAUGCAUUUUAUCUGGGGACGAGGUACUCGCAGCCGCUAGGGGCCAUGGCCACCGCACCGGCAAGUGGGCUGUCGACACCUAUGCAAAUGGGAUGUUAUGGCAUUGGAAUAUCUCGCAUAAUGGGCGCUGCAGCGGCGCAUUUUGCAGACGAUGUUGGCUUCAACUGGCCCUUGUCAAUAGCACCGUUUUCAUCCGUUAUCGUACCCGGGAAUGGCAUCGACGACGGGGAUGCGAUGCUUGUGCAUGGCGUACUGAACAAUCUGGCGGAGAACAGGAGGCAGGUACUCGACAUUGCUGUUGACGACCGUCAGAAAUCAUUGCCAUGGAAAUUGAAGGACGCAGACCUCAUCGGAUACCCCAUCAUCGUGUUGCUUGGCAGAGAGUGGAAACAUAAAUCAGAAGUUGAGGUCCAAUGCCGUAGGCUUGGUAUAAAACAGACAGUUAGCCUCGACGGGCUAAAUGCGACAGUGUCAGGAAUAUGUCAGUUAUUAUAA
Messenger RNA from Dichotomopilus funicola, 1758 nucleotides. RefSeq lists its product as uncharacterized. The transcript has 3 exons. Gene Ontology annotation, biological process: prolyl-tRNA aminoacylation. Gene Ontology annotation, cellular component: cytoplasm; mitochondrion. Gene Ontology annotation, molecular function: ATP binding; proline-tRNA ligase activity. Bases 1 to 1758 code for a protein of 585 amino acids. The record is from RefSeq and is a predicted model, not a curated record. Lineage: Eukaryota; Fungi; Ascomycota; Sordariomycetes; Sordariales; Chaetomiaceae.